Molecule: messenger RNA, 2797 nt
Organism: Phyllostomus hastatus (greater spear-nosed bat)
Lineage: Eukaryota; Metazoa; Chordata; Mammalia; Chiroptera; Phyllostomidae
Gene: SIAE
Product: sialic acid acetylesterase
Exons: 10
Coding region: 343-1809 (488 amino acids)
Biological process (GO): carbohydrate metabolic process
Molecular function (GO): sialate O-acetylesterase activity
Source: RefSeq, a predicted model, not a curated record
UCUGGAAGGGGCGGCAGGGGCAGCAUGGCGGGCAAGGGGCAGUCCUAAUUUUGCAACCCCAUCCUCCAAAGUCUGGGGAUUCUUAUUUCUCCGGUUCUGUCUUGACCAGGUCUUGCCUUCCUGCCUCGGCGCAGGACGGCCAGAUGGAGAGCUGCCAGGCAGCGGGCUGCGCUGCGGGGCGAGCAAAACACACUCUGGACCCGGCCUGUUGUGAGUCAAUGCUGCAUAAUGGGACUAGACGGUUUCAUGAGGCCUAAUCUGUCGGCGUUAUUUUUUUCGUUUUUUCGAGGGUACAGGAGAUGAGCUGCUGAUUUUCGAUUUGCUUCACACAUCCAUAAUCACAUGGUGCUACAGAAGGAGCCCGCAGGGGCAGUGAUUUGGGGCUAUGGCAUACCGGGAGCCACAGUGACAGUGACUCUUCGUCAAGAUCAGGAAGUCAUCAUGAAGAAAGUGACUCCUGUGAAAGCACACUCUAACACCUGGAUGGUGGUGCUGGACCCCUUGAAGCCUGGCGGACCUUAUGAAGUCCUGGCACAGCAGACUUUCAGGAGAAGGAACCUGACCCUCGGCGUUCACGAUGUCUUAUUUGGAGACGUCUGGCUUUGCAGUGGGCAGAGUAACAUGCAGAUGACGGUCUCCCAGAUAUUUAACGCUACCAGCGAGCUGUCCGACACGGCCGCCUAUCAGUCCGUCCGCAUCCUCUCGGUGUCUCUGGCUCAGGCAGAGCAGGAGCUGGAGGAUCUUGCUGCGGUCGACCUGGAGUGGUCGAAGCCCACCGCAGAAAACUUAGGCCAUGGAAAUUUCGAGUACAUGUCAGCCGUGUGCUGGCUCUUCGGGCGUUACCUGCACGACACUCUGCAGUACCCCAUUGGGCUGAUCUCCUCCUCGUGGGGUGGGACCCCCAUUGAAGCCUGGUCAUCUGGAAGGUCCCUGAAAGCCUGCGGGGUUCCUAAGCAAGGGUUCGUCCCACCCGACUCCGUGACUGGCCCCAGCGAGCACUCGGUUCUCUGGAACGCCAUGGUCCACCCCCUGUGCAGUGUAACUCUGAAAGGCGUGAUAUGGUACCAGGGGGAGGCCAAUGUGAACUUUCACAGAGACCUGUACAACUGCACGUUCCCCGCGCUCAUCGCAGACUGGCGCCAGACCUUCCACCGUGGCUCUCAGGGGCAGACGGAGCAUCUCUUCCCGUUCGGAUUUGUUCAGUUGUCGUCCGUUUUGUCUGGUGCAGCCUCGGAUGACGGAUUUUCCCAGAUCCGCUGGCAUCAAACGGCAGACGCUGGCUAUGUCCCCAACCUGAGGAUGCCCAACACUUUCAUGGCUGUAGCGAUGGAUCUUGGUGACAGGACCUCGCCUUUCGGCAGCAUCCACCCUCGAGAUAAACAGACCGUGGCCUACCGGCUGCACCUGGGGGCCCGCGCUGUGGCCUACGGUGAGAAGCAGCUGACCUUUCAGGGGCCGCUGCCUGAGAAGAUGGAGCUCCUGGCAGACGAGGGGCUGCUUAACCUCACGUAUUCCCAGCGAAUCCUAGUGCAGAAGAAGGAUGACAGGAUAUUUGAGGUCUCAUGUUGUGGUGACCAGCAGUGCACAUGGCUUCCAGCUCCCAUGAACACUUUCUCCACCUGGACGCUGGCCCUGAAUACCAGUUUGUGUUCCGGUGCUGUGGUUGCUGUCCGCUAUGCCUGGACUGCAUGGCCUUGUGAAUAUAAGCUGUGUCCCCUCUACCACCCCAGCAGCACCUUGCCAGCUCCUCCCUUUAUUGCUUUCAUGGCAGACCAGAUGCCUAGAUCUCACAGCAGAGUUGCUAAAUGAUGCUAUAUGACCACAGACAGAAGCAUGGGUUCCUUAGAAAUGGGCAUUUAGUUUAAAUGAGGACAGCACUUGCUUUUAAAGGAAAUUAACAGAAACUUGGACAGUUCCCAGCGAGCACGUGGCUGUUUCUAUAUUUUGAGAUGAGCCAGGGCUGGUAAUGAAAUGCCUGCCUUUUGUCCUCUAGUUCAAGGGUUCCCAACCUCCAGGCCACGGUCUAGUGCCAGUCCUGGCCUGUUAGGAACUGGGCCACACAGCAGGAGGGGAGCUUAAAUGUCAUGCGCUUGAACCAUCUCAAAACCACCCCCCUCCCGUGGAAAAAUUGUCUUCCACGAAACUGGUCCCUGGUGCCAAAAAGGAUGGGAACCACUGCUUUGGUUAGGCUGGUGUCCAUACUGGACUCAUGCCAGACCACAGAUAGAACCUCAGUGUCAUUCACUUCCUCCUCAUCGGGGUGAAACAGCUGGCUGGACCACAAGGCCUUGCGGGUCCUUCCAGCCUCGUUUCCACAAUUCCGGGUGUGGGGGGAGGAAGUGUUCCAUGUUGCACUCCACACCAAAAGCAGUUCUGCUCUUUCGGUCUGAGUAGCGGCAGGGUGAACGCCGAGAGCUAGCAAGGCAGAACCAUGAGUAUGCACCAGGGGAGGUGCGGAGGGCCGGCCUCAGGAACACAGGGAAAAGGUGAGGCCGUGGUAACAAAGACACCUCAGCUGCCAGCAGCAGGUCUGGGGGGAUCACAAGCUUAGAGUGUGACUCUGGAGGUCACUGAUGGGCAAACAGGCCACUACAGUUAAAUAGAAAUCUCAGGCUCUUUAAAGGUAAGAGUUUUAACUAUAAAAAGGAUAGUCCGGAUGGAAGAAUAAAGGGAGGCUGAGAGUAAAGCUAUGUGAUGAGCAUUUAGAAAAAUAACCCUCAUGGGACAAAUGUGAAAAGAGGGCUUUUGUGUGUGCUAAGAAUCAUAUUUAUUGGUUGAUUAAAAAUGGUUAACAGCA